Messenger RNA from Ophidiomyces ophidiicola, 438 nucleotides. RefSeq lists its product as uncharacterized. Lineage: Eukaryota; Fungi; Ascomycota; Eurotiomycetes; Onygenales; Onygenaceae. The transcript has a single exon. The coding region runs from base 1 to 438 and encodes 145 amino acids. The record is from RefSeq and is a predicted model, not a curated record.
AUGAAGACCUCAAUCCUUGCCGGUAUGGCCACUGCCAUUUUCGUUCCUCUCACCUCCGCUGCUGCAGUGGCAGCAUCCGUCACACUCAGCUACGAUACACGAUAUGAUAAUGCCGGCCUCGAUCUCUCCCAUGUUGCUUGCUCUGACGGACCCAACGGCCUGAUCACCAAGGGCUACAAGACAGCCGGCAGCCUGCCUAACUUCCCUCAUAUUGGAGGCGUCUUCACCGUCCCACAGUGGAACAGCCCCAACUGUGGUAAAUGCUACAAAGUGACGUACAACGGCAAAUCAAUUCAUGUAACGGCGGUCGACCAUGCCAAUGCCGGCUUCAAUAUCGCGAAGAGAUCGAUGAACGAAUUGACGAACGGACAAGCUGAGCAGCUAGGCAGGAUUCAAGUGAACUACGAGGAUGCCCCGCUGUCUGCGUGCAAAAUGUAG